Prunus dulcis (almond) is the source of this 1352-nucleotide messenger RNA. Its product is annotated as probable serine/threonine-protein kinase WNK11. Gene Ontology annotation, cellular component: cytoplasm. Gene Ontology annotation, biological process: protein phosphorylation; intracellular signal transduction. Lineage: Eukaryota; Viridiplantae; Streptophyta; Magnoliopsida; Rosales; Rosaceae. The record is from RefSeq and is a predicted model, not a curated record. The coding region runs from base 201 to 1091 and encodes 296 amino acids. The transcript has 3 exons. Gene Ontology annotation, molecular function: protein serine/threonine kinase activity; ATP binding.
CAGGAUUAACCCCCCUAUACAUACCUACCUACUCCUUCAUUCACUUUUAACCGCGGCUCGCCUCCUAUAUAUACACACACCUCUCUUCAACCCUAUUUCUUUUCAUCACUUUGCUUUCGUUGUUUUGUGCUUACUUGUUUUUUUGUUCCCUUACGUUUUCUUUUUUUGCAGAAAAAUAUUUGCUUCUUCUAGCCUACAAGAUGCCGAGUGAAAACCAAGAGCAAUCUGACAAAGAACAGUUCGUCGAAAUCGACCCCUCGGGGCGAUACGGGCGGUACAACGAGCUCCUAGGGUGCGGUGCAGUGAAGAAGGUGUACCGGGCGUUUGAUCAAGAAGAGGGCAUAGAGGUGGCAUGGAACCAAGUCAAGCUACGUAACUUCACCAAUGACCCUGCCAUGAUCGAACGGCUCUACGCCGAGGUUGGGUUGCUGAGAUCCCUGGCAGACAAGAACAUCAUCACCUUGUAUAAUGUGUGGCGGGACGCAGAGAAUAACACCCUCAAUUUCAUGACAGAAGUUUGUACAAAUGGGAAUCUGAGGGACUAUAGGAAGAAGCAUAAGCAUGUUUCAUUGAUAGCCUUGAAGAAGUGGUCCAAGCAGAUCUUGAAAGGGCUUGAGUAUUUGCAUACUCAUGAGCCUUGUGUUAUCCACAGAGAUCUCAAUUGCAGCAAUGUCUUUAUCAACGGGAAUAUUGGCCAGGUGAAGAUUGGUGAUUUGGGAUUGGCUGCAAUUGUGGGGAAGAACCAUUCAGCGCAUUCAGUGUUAGGGACUCCAGAAUUUAUGGCACCAGAGCUAUAUGAAGAGGACUACACUGAAAUGGUGGACAUAUACUCAUUUGGGAUGUGUGUGCUAGAGAUGGUGACCUUGGAAAUUCCCUACAGUGAAUGUGACAAUGUUGUCAAAAUAUACAAAAAGGUAACCUCUGGGGUAAGACCCCAAUCCUUGAACAAGGUCGAGGACCCAGAGGUGAAGGCAUUUGUUGAGAAGUGCCUCGCCCAACCUAGGGCUAGGCCUUCUGCCACUGAACUUCUCAACGAUCCAUUUUUUGAUGAAGUCGAAGAGGAUGAUAAUGAAGAAAAUGUUUACUCUUGAUCAAUCAUGGCUAAGUAAUUAUGUUGUCAGGUGUGUUUAAUUGACUAGUUAAAUAUCCAUUAGUGCUAAUUAUAGUUUUUUUUUUUUUUUUUUUUUUGACUCCAUGUACGAAUCGGGGUUGGUUUUUAACUUUUGAAUUGGUUCCUCUUUUUUAGAAGGGAAAAUUAUAUAAAGAUAGAGUUUUGGGAUCAUGUUGUUGAUUUUGUACAUAGGAUUUUCACAUUACAAAUUAAUUGUUGUUGUUAGAUGAAGAUUGAGUUU